This is a messenger RNA of Fusarium keratoplasticum, 792 nucleotides long. RefSeq lists its product as uncharacterized. Lineage: Eukaryota; Fungi; Ascomycota; Sordariomycetes; Hypocreales; Nectriaceae. The coding region runs from base 1 to 792 and encodes 263 amino acids. Gene Ontology annotation, molecular function: oxidoreductase activity. The record is from RefSeq and is a predicted model, not a curated record. The transcript has a single exon.
AUGGCCGGCGAGUUCAGCGAGAAAGUUGCUCUCGUCACGGGUGCAUCAGGCGGUAUAGGGUAUGCCUGUGCCCAUCUGCUUGCAUCUCGAGGCGCGAGUGUGGCUCUCCUGGAUCUGGCGGACACCACAACCCGAGCUCAACAACUUGAAGACCUUUUUGGAGUUCGGACACUACCUGUUUGGGUCGACGUGACCAAGAGCGAGGUGGUGAGAGACGCGGUGGCAAAGGUUGUGUCGUGGGCCGGCCGUCUCGACUUUGCAGUCAAUGCAGCAGGCAUUCUGCCCAAGGGCGUUACCAUUGAUGCGACUGAUCCUGCCAGUUGGGCUGCGGUGAUCAAUGUCAACCUGACUGGUACCUUUCACUGUAUGCAACAAGAGAUUCGAACCUUUCUCGAGCUUGGGGUGCCGGGAUCAAUCGUCAACCUUUCCUCAGAUGCGGGUACCAUUGGAACGAUAGGAUGCGCAGGCUACGUUGCCUCCAAGCAUGCAGUCAAUGGCCUCACCAAGACGGCAGCGCUCGAAUACGCAAAGAAGGGCAUCCGUGUCAAUGCCGUGGCGCCUGGAAAUAUCGACACGCCCAUGCUGAGCCACCUCGGUUUAUCUGCUGAUGAACUGGCUCACGCGACUCAGCCCUCAGGUAAACUGGGCAAGCCUGAAGAGGUGGCCGAGUUGAUCUGCUUUUUGCUUUCUGAGCGUGCGGAGUUCAUGACUGGGUCUAUUGUGGCGAUUGAUGGAGGUACUACAAUUGCUGGCUUCUCGAAUGGUGAUACAUCGGGUGCAUAUAUUGGGUAG